Coffea arabica (coffee) is the source of this 581-nucleotide messenger RNA. The record is from RefSeq and is a predicted model, not a curated record. NCBI's taxonomy places the organism in Eukaryota, Viridiplantae, Streptophyta, Magnoliopsida, Gentianales, Rubiaceae.
GUUCAAGCAUUGCUCACAACUUAUUUUUCCCCAUCGUCCAAAGUGUGUACCUUUUCCGAGGCGUUUCAUAUGAUUUCAUCUUCCAAUUGGUUCCUGAAAUGGAAGCAGAAUACUUUCCUCCCAAGGAAGAUGUUAUACUGCAGAAUGAGACCCCAACAGAUCUGUUCAUAUUAGUUUCUGGUGCAGUGGAUUUGAUAGCCAAAGUUGAUGGCCAUGAUCAGGUUCUUGGAAAGGCUGUCACAGGGGAAAUCUUUGGAGAAAUAGCUGUUUUGUGUGGAAGACCCCAGCCCUUCACUGUUAGAACCACUGAAGUUUCUCAACUACUACGACUCAACAGGACUGCAUUGAUGAAUAUGCUUCAAGCAAAUGCAGAAGAUAAACAUGUAACAUUGGACAAUCUUUUUCAGCAAACUGAUGGUCUGCUACACAGUGAUUGGCUUCAUGGAGGACCAAAAGGAGCAACUCAGGGCAUGCUGGCCAUGAAAAUAGCUCUGCAUGCCAAUUUAGAGACAUUGAAUAUGGUGGAUUGCAAUAUUCGUAGUUCAAGCUAUGAAGGAGAAACAACUAGGAUAUUGUUGUGA